CUCAUUAUUACUGAAUGCAGUUGUGGGCUUGCACGGCUUGAACCACGAUUUUGGUCUGAAAACAUUUGCAGUGGAUACCAACUUUAAGAGGACUGACUGCCCGAGAGUCCCAUCCAACCGAAAAAGACCAAAAACAUGAGCUUCAGUUUCAAAAACACGGCCACCAGUACGGCGGGCACGGGCGGGGGUGGCGGUUUCAGUUUUGGCGGCUUGUCCACGGCUAACAAACCCAUGGGAAUGGCUCAGCCCAAUGCGGCUAGUAACACGACUUUUGGCACUAGCACAGGCUUUGGCGCGCCGGCAUCGGCGGGUGGUCUGUCUUUUGGACAAACCUCCAUCACGCCCGUGAUGUCCAAUCCGACCGCCAAUACCACAGGCUUUGGCACCAAUACUUCGAUGGGUGGGACGAGUGCAUUUGGGGGAGGAUUCGGCGGAGGUUUCGGCACGUCCACCGCGUCCACCGCCCCCAACACGGGCUUUGGGGGUCUGGGUGGGGGAUUUGGGACGACCGCCACGACCAGUGCCUUAGGGGCAGGAGUGUCAUUCGGCCCGGUUAAGACGACCGCACCCGCAUUUAACUCGAGCACAUUGGCCUCAUCGAGUUUGGCCUUUGGUCAGCCUAGUACCACUCCUGCCACGGGUUUCGGCGGUUUUGGCACGGCUUCGACCGCUCUGACCCAAGCUACGCCGUCUUUGGGAUUCGGUCAGACCACACCCGCUAGUUCAGCUAACACCAUGGGUGGAUUCGGGAGUGGUCUGGGAGCUCCUGCCCCUGCUUUUGGCGGAGCCUCGUCCGGUUUUGGUGCCUUGGGCUCCACGAGUCUGACUACAGCCUCUACCGGACUGGGUGGAUCUGUGACCCCCGCCCCUUUUACAGGGUUGGGAGGAGCCCCAAAUGCCCUGGCGGGCACGGCCAACUCGGCCAAUGACAACAAGAAUGGCUCCAAAACAGCCAAGGAAAACCACAUCCCUAAUGAAUUGGCUCAGACGGUGGAAGAGUUCAAGAAGUUCACUAAAGAGGAGCGGAGUGUCAGUUCGGACAUUGCUCACACUUCCUCCAAGAUUCACCAGAAAAUCAAGGCCGAAACGGACGGGUUAAUGAAUCUGGUCAAGGUGCUGUCGGCGGGUCUAGCCAAGAACAAAGUCCAACUCGAUCGGAUCAAGCUGGAUGCGGCUCAAGAGAUCUUGAACGUGGAAAUCGCUCAACGAACCAAGGACACUCCACCCACUCUUCAAUUUGAAAACACGGCACCUUAUGACUACUUCUCGCGUUUGGUGAGCAAGUUUGAAAAUCAAAUGUUGGCUUAUCGUCGACAAAUUAGUGAGACUGAGCACCACCUUCUGACCCUGACGGAGCAACAUUCGAUCACGCCAAAUGACAUUUCGUUGGCCAUCCAGAAGCUCCAUGCUUCCUUUACAGCCUUGGCGGGCAAGUACCAGAAGCUCCAUGAAGCAGUUCUCGCCCAAAAAGACUCGUUCAUUCAGCAACACAGGCAAAAACAUGGUUUAUCGUCUAUCAACUUAUUUCCUCAACGACAAGUGUCGUCGGCUGGAAGCGCAGAAAAGAUUCCAACCACUGUUGGACCCUCUGCCUUCUCAGGGCAAAAGGAUCUCAUGACGUUGGCCCGCAACACGCUCAAUGCUACCAGCCACCCGCAGCAAGGUAAUGCUCCGCCCACCUUUGGCUUGGGCACUCAACCCGGAGGAUUCAAUAGCUUCAACAACCCAUCCGGUGGUGGGUUGGGAACUCUCAGUGGAACAAUGGGUUCUGGAUUGUUUUCCAAUCAGAAUACUUUGGGCGUAUCUUCCGCCAACACGUCCACGCCUGGAUUAUUUGGAAACACGAUGAGCCCCUUUGGAAACAUGUCUUCAUUAGGGGCAGGUAAUAAGCGGGGGAAACACUAACAACGAUACGGGAAUAAUAAACGAUUGCGACGGCAGUAACAUGAACAUGUAUUCAGCUUCAAAUAUAGCGCCUGAUAUCUCGGUCA
Tigriopus californicus is the source of this 1991-nucleotide messenger RNA. RefSeq names its product nucleoporin p58/p45-like. Gene Ontology annotation, cellular component: nuclear pore. The record is from RefSeq and is a predicted model, not a curated record. The transcript has 2 exons. Gene Ontology annotation, biological process: nucleocytoplasmic transport. Lineage: Eukaryota; Metazoa; Arthropoda; Copepoda; Harpacticoida; Harpacticidae. Bases 136 to 1905 code for a protein of 589 amino acids. Gene Ontology annotation, molecular function: structural constituent of nuclear pore.